Molecule: messenger RNA, 459 nt
Organism: Neurospora tetrasperma FGSC 2508
Lineage: Eukaryota; Fungi; Ascomycota; Sordariomycetes; Sordariales; Sordariaceae
Exons: 1
Coding region: 210-446 (78 amino acids)
Source: RefSeq, a predicted model, not a curated record
AUCCAUUGCAUACAUCUGUGCAAGCCAUCUUUGGACGUGUGAUUAGUCCGGGGCGGAAAGCAUGAAGCAAACGUAACAGAUAUUUCCAACUGCUUGGCCAAGGAGGUCGCUUCUCACGAUGAGCUGGCAUCCAGGUGUAGAAGUAGCUGAGGUGCGCUGGUAGUGGGAAGCCCGACACGCAUGGCAAAACUGCAGUCAAACGGAACUGGAUGACCAAUGUCGACCAUGCUGUUUACCAAUAUCUCGAACCUUCUGGGCCUGCCUGUGAUGGCAGUUGUGUCUUUGGGAGAAGCAUCAAGCACCAACAGGGGAAACGGAUCGUCAUCAUGGUCAUCAUUGUGGUGUUGGGAGCCAAUGAUGUCGAGGCCGUUGUGAGAGCUUGUCACCUCUCGAAAAGUGGGCUGAUCAGGGGCUGCAAAACAAGAGAUGUGCUGAGAAAUACCUAAUCUCUGAUUCGCC